AUGGCUACCGAACUCCACUCUUUGACAUCGGCACCGAUGCAAACCUUUGUCUUCCCCUCUAAGGCUACUACCACUCCUUCAAAACGACCCUCCAGUUCUUCGGCUCUCCCGAAUAGAAAUAGUGUUCCAUCUGGAAUGCCCAGUCCGACAUAUUCUGAUAAUGGAGCGAGUCCUGGAAAUAGUCCAUCAAAUUUCGUUUUCCCCAUGAGGCAGACAGCGACUUUCCCUCGAUCAGCUGUUAACCUGUUAGCUCCUACUCCUGCAAAUGCUCAAUCACGGACUCCACCUGCAUCUCCGACUCCACCAACUGCUACACUUGGUGAGAGGCGUUUUCAUGCGCGAAGGCAAAGCGAUAUUGCCUCAGGGAGCAAACCCCUAUCUCUAGGAACUAUCAAUCAGCCUUUCAAGUUUGGAGGUAGUGUCACCACUCCUUCUCCAUCAAAAAGUGCUACCAGCUCUCCAAGCAAGGAAGGAACAUCUCCCAAGUUUUCAUCCCAAAAUGGUCUUCUUUCUCCGCCCCCAGAUGCAUCCAGCCCAGAACCUCCAAAAAUCGAAAAGGGAACGGCUGCACCACCGCCCCCGGGUAUGCAAGGGCGGCGUGGACAUGCCCACCGCCGCAGCUCUGCCAUGAGUAUGAGCUCGGCCGAUGUUCUUAACAUGAUGUUGACCGCGGCCAAAGCCAACAACCCUACCAACACCAACAAGGGUGCUGGCAGUGCUCCAUCCAGUCCAGCAUCUAGUCCCGAUGGUCCUGUCAAAGAAUCCGUUGUUGGUGUUGUAGAAGACGUUUCAGGUCCUGUAACCGAUGCCAAGAUUGUACUAGAGGUGCCGUCAAGCGCCGUCUCAUGCGAUUCUUCUGCUUCUUCGGUGGUCAAUGCUACGGAUGAAUCCGUCGAAUCGGCUAGGACUUCGGUUGAGGAGACCCCUCGUAAGCCCAGGGUAACCUUCAGUGAUGCCACGGAAAUCAUUCCACGUCCUGCCUCUGCAGGAACUUGCAGCACUUUCACCACCAUACGUGGCGAAAGCGUAAGCAGCCUACACGGCUACAGAAACUCGAUCAGUAGCAUGGAAGAAUUGCAUCCUAUUGAUUCCAGAGGAAGACGUGCAUCUGCAUCCGACGCUUCAAGCACACCUCGGGUUCCGAGAACAAAGACUGACCGUAGACCAAACUCUGCUGACGCCGCUACUCUUUUGAAUGGCGCCCACAAGGCCAGUUGGUUGUUCCCACCCUUGUCCCCGAAGAAUCCCUCUAGUAAGAAGAAGGGACACGCUAAGCAUCUGUCCGAAUCAUCGGCUGCUGAGAAGCCAAAGCGCAAAAGCAGAAAGUCCUCCAACCCUGAUGGUACACCCGCCACCCCUAAGAAGGUAAAGGGCGGUAUGAAGGGAUGGGCGGGAACAAUUCUCUUGCGCAGAUCGUACAAGAAGCGUCAGCUCAAGAACCUUCCAAGAAGGACACCGACCCCACCCACAAUGCAUCGAGAUGAGAUCCAACGUCUCAUGCUUGAGGGAAACUAUGUUCUCAUGCCUACGGGUGUGGCGGACUAUGAACCACGAGAGUCGUCCAGCCUGGAAGAGCCUGGGUUCGAACCCAUGAUUGACUUGGGAGCGUAUGAAGCCGAUGCUGAAUUUGAAUUCCCAGUCAUUGAUCUUGAUGCUGCCCUCGGCCCACUUAGCACCCCAAAGUCUCCUAGCAGACCACUUUCCGGAUUCGAAUCCGCAAGGAAGCGUAUGCACUCUGCUGCCGGAUGGAAUUGCUACCACCGACGUGCAGAGAGUAUGCCUGAAAUGCAACUCUUCUCCCUUGCUGAGGACGAGAUCGAGGGAGACGGAAUGGGAGAUGUUUUUGAAGAUACUGAAGAAGAAGAUGAUGAUGAUGAUGAAGAGGAAGAGGAAGACGCUGAUCUUACGCUCACUGUUGAAGACCUCCCUAAACCAGUCAUGCCCGCUGGGCUUGCACUAAACUGGGAUACUGAUGAUAGUGAGAUUGAGGAGCUCGAUAUCGUUGACGGCGUAGCAAAUGUCCGCAAAGGUAUCAAGCGCAAGAUGAGCCGCCUGUCGGAAGACACCGACCCUGCAAGCGAGUCUCAACUAUCAGAGGAUGUGGUAAUGAAGACCGAUGAAGCUCUUACAUCAACAGACGCCCUUUCCAUCCCCACACCUACCACUGACACCCAGCUUUCUCCAAUCUUCAACACCAACAACCUCCUAACAAAACCAAUGAGCAACGCCAGCGGAAAUGUUUCUUACAACUCUUUACAUCAUGCUUCAUCAUUCGACCAAACACCAGCAGUUACACCUAGCACCACCAGCACUUCUAUCUGCCCACCUACGAUGCCCUCCACACCCCAUACAUCGGACUUCUUGCUUCCACCUGUUCCUCACUUGUUCUACCAGGAGGAUGACCGUGUGACAAUAAUGUCAGGUGCUUCCAUCUAUGAGGACCCUCUUCUUCUUGGAGAACCUGGCCCGGAAAUCAGAAUGAGUGUUUCGGUUGAUGACAUCCCCGCAACCUCUCACUCUCAAACAAAGCGUUUCUAUCCUUUCUUCGGUGGUAGCGCUUCAUACAGCACCAUGCCUGACGUUGAAACCGGGUCCACAGGUACACCCGAGAAGGUCAAAGAGAAGAAGGAAAAGCGAUGGAGCAAAAUGUUUUCAUUCUGGAAAGGCAGAUCGUCUACCAAUUAA
Molecule: messenger RNA, 2685 nt
Organism: Orbilia oligospora ATCC 24927
Lineage: Eukaryota; Fungi; Ascomycota; Orbiliomycetes; Orbiliales; Orbiliaceae
Exons: 2
Coding region: 1-2685 (894 amino acids)
Source: RefSeq, a predicted model, not a curated record